CAUGUUCUUUUAUAGUUACAUGAUAAUGGUCAGCCACCUCGGUAGCUUGCUAGCUGAAACAUUGAAGCUCUUUAGACUCGUUCAUGUAUAUUAUCCACAGUGUUUUAAACUCACUUCUGUCGUCUAGCUAGUUAUCCCAUUUGAUUUCAUAUUGACAUUGUUGUUAUUAGUCAGCUAGCUGGCUGGUUUAGUUCACUAGCCUAGAUAGCUAACUGUUAGCUAACAUCUCCGACCAUGAGUUCACUGAGCUACUCUCCUCCUGAUAAAGAAGAGGAGGUCUGCUGGACGGAGAAAGGGGGUCUGUGGCUGAACGUUGUUGUGAAAGAAGAAGAGGAAGAGGAGGAUGUCACAGUAACAAAAGUAGAGGAUGAGGAUGUUGCAGUGAAAGAAGAAGAGGACGAGAAAGAGGAGGAUUCCGAUUUUGGAGAGGAGGGAGAGAUAACUGGUAUAUUGGAAGAAGAGGAGGAGGAGGAGGAUCUGAUUAACCCCAGAGAGAGACGUGACUAUCAUGGAUCCCCUGGGGAGCCUCAACAACAGCAUGAUGCUGACGAGGCAGAGGAGAGUCUCUCCACAUCAGAACACCUCAAGAAACACCAGCGGAAACCCACAGGGAAGAAACUUCACCACUGCUCUGACUGUGGGAAGAGUUAUUCCAGAUCAGAUUCACUAAAAGUACACCAGAGAAUUCACACUGGAGAGACAUCUCACUGCUGCUCUGACUGUGGGAAGAGGUUUACCUCUUCAGCAGACCUUAAAAGACAUCAGAGAAUCCAUACAGGAGAGAAACCUUAUAGCUGUGAUCAAUGUGGAAAGAGUUUUAAUGUUCCAAGCAGCCUAAAAACACACCAGAGAACACACACAGGGGAGAAACCUUAUAGCUGCGCUGACUGUGGGAAGAGUUUCUCAAAAUUAUAUACAUUACAAUCACACCAGAGAAUUCACACUGGAGAGAAACUUUAUAGCUGCUCUGACUGUGGGAAGAGUUUUUCAAAAUUAUAUACAUUACAAUUACACCAGAGAAUUCACACUGGAGAGAAACUUUUUAGCUGUGAUCAAUGUGGGAAAAGGUUUACUCACUCAAGCUGCCUGAAGGUACAUCAGAGAACACACACAGGAGAGAAACCUUAUAGCUGUGAUCAGUGUGAGAAGAAAUUUGUUACAUCUAGCAGUCUGACUAUACACCGGAGAUCUCACACAGGAGAGAAACCUUAUAGCUGUGAUCAAUGUGUGAAAAGUUUUACUUCAUCUAGCCAUCUGACUAUUCACCAGCGGACACACAAGAGAGAAACCUCAUAGCUGUAAUCAAAGUGGGAAGAGUUUUAUCCAAACAUCCUGAUAUAACACCAGAGAACACACACAGGAGAGAAUUCUUAUAGCUGUGAUCAAUGUGGAAAGAGAUAUGCUGGUAAAAUUUUGAAAAUACAUACAUGAAGUUGUUUCAUGAUAUCAAUAAAAUGUCACAAUGUAGAAUGUUUUUAACAUUGUAGUAGGAGUAUUUUAAUGAUGUCACAAUGUAAAAUGUUUUAACAUUGUAGUAGGAGUAUUUUAAUGAUGUCACAAUGUAGAAUGUUUUAACAUUGUAGUAGGAGUAUUUUAAUGAUGUCACAAUGUAGAAUCGUAAACGUUUGACCCCCUGUUCUAUUGAUUUCAGCGUGAUAUAGAUAUUAGCCUCGGGAUGAAUCCAGGCCUCAUCAGGGGAAGUAAUGAGUACUAUUUAUUUGAUUAACAAAAAAGUGAUUAACAAGAAAAAAGAGUUGUUACACUUGGCGCCCCAUUUGAAUGAGAAUGCAGCACUUCAAAAUGUAGCUAGCUGUUUUCUGCAGGUUGUCCUCUAACCAGUGGAGGUAAAAGAUAUCUCCCAUUUCCAUGUGUUUUUUUUUUAGUUGUGUUAGAUUCAACAGCACAUACAACCUGAUUUCCCCCCUAAUAGAUGUAUUGCCAGUUGUCAAAACAACAGCGUAAUUAAUAUACUUACUUACUGACUUUAUUGUCCCCAUGGGGAAAUUUACACAUUUAAAGUGGUGUUUAAAUACAAAACAAGAUUGACAAUACAACUUUCAUAACAGUUACAUACCUAUAAUAAUAGUAAGAAAUACAACUUUUUUUUUUAAGAAGAAGAAAAGACUAGCCUGCUGGCCUGACAGGGUCAAUGGGAACAUUCGCCCGAGCUAUUUAGGAGGGAUAUCACACCUGGCAUAAAUUAUUGUCUCGUUCUGUUUUUCCUGCUGAGGCCCUAUACCUGCGCCCAGAGGGGAGUAAUUCAAAGUCUUGGGGGUGGCUUGGGUCUAAAAUGAUGAUAUGAUAUGAUUACUACUGUGGAACAGGUUUGUGUAGAUAGUACAUUUUAUGUUUAACUUUUCAAUAUCACAAACUGUUUCUACAUAUUGGUUAUUGAUUUGACUUUUCACUAUCACAAACUGUUUCUACAUAUUGGUUAUUGAUUUGACUUUUCAAUAUCACAAACUGUUUCUACAUAUUGGUUAUUGAUUUGAACAAGUUAGAACUGUUCUGAUUUAAAAAAUAGCACAAAAAAAAAAUGUACAUUUUUUUUUUUUAAAUUAGGACUAUGCCCGAUGGACUAUGCCCGAUAUCUAAUUAUUAUUAUUAAAAAAAAUUUAAGUGACAGUUUAAAAUACAUUAUUGUCAAUACAUUUUAAAAGGGGUUCGGUUUGAUAUUUCAAAAUAUUUACAUUUAGUCAUCAGAAUUAUUUGACAAUUUUUUCGGUACAAUUAUAUUGUUUACUAACUUAUAUUUUGGGUUUGAUAUUACAUCCUAUUCUGACUAUUUUAAUCCAUGGCUUUUCCUUAGAAUGAUCAUUAGUCUUUCAUUUUUUUUGUUAUUCUUUAGUUUUUUUUAUCAUAUGUUGUGUAGUAAAUAUUAAUUUGAUUUGUUUUUUUUCCUGUGAAGCAACAUUUCUGAAAUGUGAAAUGUGUUUAUAUAAAUAAAGCUUGAUUUGAUUUGAACUUAUUGCAAAAAAACAAAUGAACCCAAUGACUGACCAAUCAACACUCUUGCAAAAACCAACAAAAAAAAUACGUGUUUGAGGCGUCACUACAGACACCCUGGUUCGAAUCUAGGCUGUAUCACAACAGGCCGUGAUAGUGAGUCCCACAAUGGGCCCAGCGUCGUCCAGGUUUGGCCGUUGUUGGCAGUCUUUGUAAAUAAUCAUUUGUUCUUAACUGACUUGCCUAGUUCAAUAAAGGUUCAAUUGAAAAAAUUAAAUGUUUUUUUUUUAAAUGAAAAAUAGUAUCAAUUCAGUAUAUCUUACACUAUGUCAAAAUAGUGCAUACUGUGUAAAUUUUAUCACUUUUCAACCAAUCCAGUACAUUUUUGUUGAAAAUU
Molecule: messenger RNA, 3343 nt
Organism: Oncorhynchus nerka (sockeye salmon)
Lineage: Eukaryota; Metazoa; Chordata; Actinopteri; Salmoniformes; Salmonidae
Product: gastrula zinc finger protein XlCGF17.1-like
Exons: 2
Coding region: 235-1296 (353 amino acids)
Biological process (GO): regulation of transcription by RNA polymerase II
Cellular component (GO): PcG protein complex; chromatin; transcription regulator complex
Molecular function (GO): DNA-binding transcription factor activity, RNA polymerase II-specific; RNA polymerase II cis-regulatory region sequence-specific DNA binding
Source: RefSeq, a predicted model, not a curated record